AUGUUUACGAUGUUUAGUUUUGAUGGGCCUAAUAGGAAAGAUUUCGUAUGCCAGACCAGACAACAAAAUGUAGUGUAUGUAGCAAACGGAAUCUGGGGAUUACCAGCAGUUGUUUGUGAUUUCUACAUAGCAAUGGAUGUUACGUGUUCAACAUCAUCCAUAUUUAAUUUAGUAGCGAUUUCUAUAGAUAGAUAUAUAGCCGUAACUCAACCAAUCAAAUAUGCCAAGCACAAGAACAACCGAAGAAUAUGGCUGACGAUAGUGCUGGUGUGGGUGAUUUCCGCAGCAAUCGGGUCGCCGAUUGUUCUUGGCCUCAAUAGCACUCCAGACAGGGACGAAGACGCGUGUCUCUUCUAUAAUGACGAUUUCGUUAUCUACUCAAGUCUUUCCUCCUUUUAUAUCCCUUGUAUAAUUAUGGUAUUUCUAUAUUACAGUAUUUUUAAGGCUCUAAGGGCUCGAGCGAUGCAAUUGAAGUUCAAUAAAAAGCCAAUGGCGUACGAAAUAAAACCGGGAUCCGUGAUAGAGAACAUUUCUAAUACGCACAGACUGGCCGAAACCACGCUCGGGGGUCCCACUCCCAUUGACGAACAAGCGACGAACACCGGGAGCGGGUCUGGAGACGAAGAUGAGGACGUCAUGGCCGAGGCCGAUUGUCACGUCAUCUCCAACGAUAAGAGCACCGAGUUCAUCCUCGCGACGGUCGUAGAGGAAGCUACAAUAUCGACGGUAGUGGCUAAUCUUCCCGUCCCGAUGGGUGACCCGAACGGAAAUAACGAUUCGGGCUACGUACAUAGCCAUCCAGAUAUUUCUGUCAUUGAAAGUCCUAGAAGAUUGCGAAAUAUUGCAAAGAAGAACGGCUCCACACUGGAUACCGAAUUAAGGAUGAUAAACUCGGCCAACAGCCCAGUAGCUGUGAAUCGGGCAGCCUCUUCUCCGGCCGCGGGAUCCACGGGCUCCAAAAAAGAGAAAAAAGCCACAGCUGCUGCCAGAUUUACAAUAUACAAGGUUAAUAAAGCAAGUAGAAAGAAACGGGAGAAAUCGUCGGCGAAAAAGGAAAGAAAAGCUACUAAAACUCUCGCAAUCGUUCUUGGUGUCUUUCUUAUCUGUUGGCUUCCAUUCUUUACGUGCAACAUUCUCAGCGCUAUGUGCAGUAAGCUCAACCUGGACUGCCAGCCUGGCAUGGCUGCUUUCCUUCUCACAACGUGGCUUGGCUAUAUGAAUAGUUUCGUCAAUCCCGUCAUCUACACCAUCUUCAAUCCUGAGUUCAGGAAAGCUUUCAAAAAACUCAUGUUCAUGGGCGCUUAGACUGGUAUCAACUUUUUAGUCUUUAAGAGAUUUUUUACUUAAAUUGUUUUGGUUUUUUACUAGGCGUAUGCCGACAAUAUUAAAAGAAAAGUGAC
This is a messenger RNA of Diabrotica virgifera virgifera (western corn rootworm), 1400 nucleotides long. It is a transcript of the gene Dop2R, whose product is annotated as dopamine D2-like receptor. Lineage: Eukaryota; Metazoa; Arthropoda; Insecta; Coleoptera; Chrysomelidae. The record is from RefSeq and is a predicted model, not a curated record. Gene Ontology annotation, cellular component: membrane. The coding region runs from base 1 to 1305 and encodes 434 amino acids. Gene Ontology annotation, molecular function: dopamine neurotransmitter receptor activity, coupled via Gi/Go; G protein-coupled receptor activity. The transcript has 7 exons. Gene Ontology annotation, biological process: adenylate cyclase-activating adrenergic receptor signaling pathway.